UGUUUUACUUUCAGUAGUAAGUAAUAAUAUAAUUUCGAAUGGUGUUAGUAGAAGAAAAGUAAAAUGUCUAAAAUAUUUUGUUUAAUUUUGAUAACAACGUUGCUUGUUAACAGGAGCUUUCAACGUUCUGCAUAUGGUCAACAAGGAGGACCAGGUGUAGGAGGAAGUCAACAAGGAGGAUCAGGUGGACAAGGAGGUCAACAAGGAGGACCAGGUGGACAAAGAGGUCACCAAGGAGGUCCUGGGGGACAUGGAGGUCGACAAGGAGGACUAGGUGGACAAGGAGGUCAACAAGGAGAACCAGGUGGCCAAGGAGGUCAACAAGGAGGACCAGGUGGACAAGGAGGCCAUCAAGGAGGUCCUGGGGGACAUGGAGGUCGACAAGGAGGACUAGGUGGACAAGGAGGUCAACAUGGAGGUCCAAGUGGACAAGGAGGUCAACAAGGAGGUCCAAGUGGAAAAGGAGGUCAACAAGCUGGACAAGGUGGACAAGGAGGUCAAUACGGAGGACAAGAUGGACAAAGAGGUCCAGGUGGACAAGGAGGUCCAAAUGGACAAGGAGGUCAACAAGGUGGACAAGGAGGUCAAUAUGGAGAACAAGGUGGACUAGGAGGUCAAUACGGAGGACUAGGUGGACAAGGAGGUCCAGGUGUUCCUUCUGGUCCAGGUGGAGGAGAAGGUCAGGGGCCAGGUGAACAUGGAUCAGAUAGACUGUCCCAACCAUCACCUACAAACCAGGUCAAUCCACCUAGUCAUACAUAAUAUCAACCAAUUAAAGGACCGGCAGCACCGAGGCCUAUUGCUUAAUAAAGUCAGAAAUAAUUAAAUACUUUCUAAGAUCCUACAUGGGCUGAUCAAUAUUCUGAAAUUGGAAGAAUGACAUUUAGGUCGAAAACAUUCCUUAAUAAAAUUAAUCUAAAUUAAAUCAAAA
Messenger RNA from Leptidea sinapis, 931 nucleotides. RefSeq names its product ctenidin-3-like. Bases 64 to 762 code for a protein of 232 amino acids. The record is from RefSeq and is a predicted model, not a curated record. Lineage: Eukaryota; Metazoa; Arthropoda; Insecta; Lepidoptera; Pieridae. The transcript is spliced from 4 exons.